Triplophysa dalaica is the source of this 1500-nucleotide messenger RNA. RefSeq names its product chondroitin sulfate N-acetylgalactosaminyltransferase 1b (gene csgalnact1b). Gene Ontology annotation, cellular component: Golgi cisterna membrane. The record is from RefSeq and is a predicted model, not a curated record. NCBI's taxonomy places the organism in Eukaryota, Metazoa, Chordata, Actinopteri, Cypriniformes, Nemacheilidae. Gene Ontology annotation, molecular function: glucuronosyl-N-acetylgalactosaminyl-proteoglycan 4-beta-N-acetylgalactosaminyltransferase activity.
AUGUCCAAGAGAAGGUUCCUCAUGUCUCCCCUCAGCAGACGGUUUGUUCUCGCUCUUCUGUCCUGUUUGAUGCUGCUUUUGUUGUUGAGUCUGUCCUGUAGAACUCAUAAAAAUCAACGUUCAUCUGAAACCUCGUAUGAGACUUUACUGCACCGGCACGAGGAGAAACACCUUCAGUUCACCACCAACCUCAGCAAAGAAAUCUCCCUGCUGAAGAACGAGCUGCGGGACAGAUCUGCUGGCAUCAUCUCACUGAAUAGUGACGGAAAAGCUCAUUUAGAUCUGGAAGUCUUCAUGCAGAAACAGCUGAGAAGCGCAGAGAUCGCUUCAGGUGACCGUAUCGUGCCGUUCGACAGCUUCACGCUUCACAGAGUCUAUCAGCUGGAGGUCUCGGGUCUCGCUGGACACCCUGUGGAGAGACCUCUCCGUCAGGACCGCAGGAACGAGCUGGACGGAGCGUUAGAGAGUGCUUUACAUGUGCUGAAUGACCAUCAGCCUGGAGACUCACGACACAGAACAUCUUACUCUCCCAAAGAUUUCUUCGAGGGAAUCUUCCGCACAGAAAGGGAUAAAGGAACGCUGUAUGAUCUUACAUUCAGGGAAAACACCUCUCCAGAUUUCAGAAGACUUGUCUUCUUUCGUCCUUUCGCACCGCUCGUGAAAGUUCUGGAUGAAUUCAUCGACACCUCUCAAAUCCUCAUUAACAUAAUUCUACCGCUGACAAAACAACUGGACGCAUUCAGACAAUUCAUGCAGAAUUUCAGGGAUGUUUGCAUUGGUCGUGAUGAGCAGACGCAUCUUACUGUGGUGUUUUUCGGAUCUGAAAACAUGGAUGAAGUGAAAAGAAUUCUGGAUGAAACAUCAAGGACGAUGAAAUACAGAAACUUGACUUUGAUUGGUCUGAAUGAAGACUUCUCCAGGGCACGAGGACUGCAGGUCGGAGCUCUCGCGUGGAGUCAGAGCAAUGUUCUCUUCUUCUUCUGUGACGUCAGUGUUCACUUUACUGCUGAGUUCCUGAACUCCUGCCGAAUGAACGCAGCAGCAGGCAAGAAGGUUUUCUAUCCGGUGAUGUUCAGCCAGUAUAAUCCAGAGAUCAUCUAUGGUCAUCAUGGUCCUCCUCAUGAAGAACAGCCAGUGAUCAGAAAAGAUUCUGGAUUCUGGAAGGAUUUUGAUUUUGGAAUGACGUGUCAGUACAGAUCAGAUUUUACACACAUAGGUGGAUCUGAGGUCCGUGUGAAGGGCAGAGGGGCAGAAGAUCUUCAUCUCUACAGAAGAUAUCUUCACAGCGGUCUGGAGGUGAUACGCGCUCCAUCACGAGGACUCUUUCAGAUGUGGACUGAGACUGUGUGUGCUGAACAUUUAUCCUCAGACGCGUUUAAAGUGUGUUUGUGUUCUAAAGCUCUAAACGAGGCGUCUCUCGCUCACAUGGGAGAUCUGCUUUAUCAACAACCGAUUGACAAUCAUCUAAAGAAAUACAACAAACACAAUAGAAACACAUGA